Messenger RNA from Apodemus sylvaticus (European woodmouse), 456 nucleotides. RefSeq names its product killer cell lectin-like receptor 5. The transcript is spliced from 3 exons. The coding region runs from base 40 to 456 and encodes 138 amino acids. The record is from RefSeq and is a predicted model, not a curated record. Lineage: Eukaryota; Metazoa; Chordata; Mammalia; Rodentia; Muridae.
GAUACAUUUAAGAGAGAACAUACUCCACAUACUUCCGAGAUGAGUGAGCAGGAGGUCACAUUUUCAACUGGGAGAUUUCAUAAGACUUCAGGGUGGCAGAACCAAGUGAGGUCUCAGGAGACUCACGGCUCCAGAAAAUGUUCAGUCCCUUGGCAGCUCAUUGUGAUAGCUCUCGGAAUCCUCUGUACCUUUCGGCUGGUAAUUUUUGCAGUGUUGGUGACAAACCUUUUUCAGUAUAGUCAAGAGAAAUAUGAACUUCAGGAAACUCUAACCCGCCUCCACCAAAACUGCCGCACCAUGAAAAAUGACGUGGACUUAAAGGAAGAACUGCUGAGAAAUAAGACUAUUGAGUGUAGUGCAGGCAGUGAUCUUCUGGAAUCCCUCAACAAAGAACAGAGCAAAUGGUACAGGGAAACCAAGACUGUUUUAGAUUCCUCACAGCACACAGGUAUAUAG